Molecule: messenger RNA, 3291 nt
Organism: Somion occarium
Lineage: Eukaryota; Fungi; Basidiomycota; Agaricomycetes; Polyporales; Cerrenaceae
Source: the annotation of a GenBank genome assembly
AGACCUGCUCCGCUUUUUGAAUUUGCGUCAUGAACACAGUCGAGUUCAGUGAUCAGCUUUCUUACCUCCUCUCUCUUUCGACGUCUCGUCCGACUUAAACUUGCUCUUUAGGCUUAUCUUACGCUUUCUAUAUCCUGUCUUGACAACGAUAAGAUACAUAAUCGAAGGAAGCCCAACUCCAGCUUGAGGCACCUCUUCAUUACUUCGGUGACGGGUCACCUAUCCUUGCAAGCUAAUCGCCUUGUUACCUUGGUCUUCCUGUCUCUUUGAUACCCAGUGCUUCUUUGGAAGGUGGAAGUAGGGUAGAGUGUGUGUAGGCUGCAUCACUAGGUACGUUUGUCGACGAAUGUGGGGCGUUCUAUCCCGGAGACUUAAAGAGUCCAAUUCUGGAUGUUCUUCGCAUUGUGCACGUUUGAACUUCGCCAGAUUACCUACUUGAAUCUGUUUCAACACAAGGUUUACCUCAAUGGCUUCCCCUCAAGACAAUUCUUCAAUUCUCUUCAGCUCGCCAGGCUCUACUCCGAGACCCACUCGAGUUAACUCUGAACACUCGCAUUCGCCCGUUCAACACCACCGCAGUAGCAUAAGCAGCGAUGCUGCAGAACUAGGCCAACGACCUCCACGUUUAUCUCCAACGCUUAUGAGGUCUUAUAAUCCCAAUGAUCCUGAUCAACAAGAGCGACAGCGUGCUAUGGACGCUGACAUGGCCAUGCAUCUUUCCCGGGCAAGAAGCAAUACUAUCGUAUCAUCUCCUGUGUCUCCUCCACGUCGCUCGUCGGAAGAGCUGCCUUUUCCCCCAUUGUCGUUCCAAGAGCAGCAAGACAUAGAUGUUGCCAAAGUCGGAGGAGGUGUGAAUGGUGAACUUGAACCAUCUCCUAGUUUUCUUCCUGGACCAGCUCCCGAGUCCCAGUUGAACCAUCUUAGCGUUGGUCAGGAUCCGGGCUUGCUGGUCGCACUUGAAGCGGCAGAGCCAGACGAUGUUACAUUGGGCGGCCUGCCGAUGUACCAAGCGAGCGAGGGUCGCCCAGCUUACGACUUCUCCAAGAUGGAAGAAUUCGUUCGUGAGGAGAAGGCGAAGUUGGGUAUUCAUAGUCCUGCUGCAGCUACCCCAGGAGCGUUUGAUUUCCGCAAUGUCGGUCGACCUACAUCAGAUGAGAAUGGAGCAGGUCCGAGUGCUGGAGGCCAAAUGCCUUCACCCUCAGACUUCACCAUUCCAUUCCCUCGACCGCGAGUACGUCAACGCAAGAUCAGUCAGAGUCAACCGGGACCACGGAGAGGCAAAAUGGCAUUGUUUGAACAAACUGGCGCACCACCACCUUCUCUUACCUUCCGGGCUCCACGUCUAGCUAUGGGAGAGGGUGGUACAACGCUUAGUACAGUACCCUCUUAUGAUAACCUUCCUGCUGCGAUCGAGGCAGGAGCACCUUCAAAUGGCAUGAUGCAGGGCGCUGGAGGUCUUGGUAUGGGCUCAGGGCAUGACAGACCAUACCGCUUCUCGUUUUACUCCAACUCUCUCUCAGCCACCAUCCAUGCUCGAAGCCUUAGCGAGUUACCAGCGGAGGGGCAAACAUUCGAAGACCUCUUCUUGGGCACCAGUACCCCUGAAGCCUCUCGUCAGUCAACCAGAACGGGCGCGUCAAAGACUGGAGCAGUACCGGUCCCACAACGCCCUUCUGGCAUCUCAAAGAUGUCAAAUGCCGGCGGAGGAGGCGGGGGAAAUGUGAAUGGUCCAGGAAGUAGUAACACCGAUUCGAAUACAUGGUGGCUUGACGUUCAAUCACCUACUGAGGAGGAAAUGAAACUGUUCACCAAGGUCUUUUCGAUACAUCCAUUGACAACAGAAGAUAUUCUCAUGGAAGAAACUCGUGAAAAGAUAGAGUUAUUCCGGACAUAUUACUUCGUCUGUUUCCGAAGUUUUGAGCAAGACCCAUACAGCCCAACUUAUCUCGAGCCACUCAACAUGUAUGUUGUUGUGUUCCGAGAUGGUAUAUUAUCGUUCCAUUCCCGCCCAACACCUCAUCCUCAGAACGUUCGCCGACGUAUCAAGCAGCUAAAGGAUUACAUUAGCGUGACUUCAGAUUGGAUCUCAUACGCUCUGAUCGAUGAUAUCACUGAUGCUUUCGGACCUCUUAUUCAAAGCAUUGAGUAUGAGGUCGAUAGUAUUGAUGAGCUCGUGUUGAUUCUUAAGGAAGCGGAGCAAAGUGACAUGUUACGAAGAAUCGGAACGUGUCGCAAAAAGGUCAUGGGUUUGUUGCGGCUCAUGGGCAACAAGGCCGACGUCGUAAAAGGUCUUGCAAAACGCUGUAAUGAGAACUGGCGUAUGGCACCUACUUCAGAUAUCGGACUCUAUCUCUCCGACAUUCAAGAUCAUUUGAUCACGAUGACGCAGAAUCUGAACCAUUACGAGAAGAUCCUCUCGCGUUCACAUUCCAACUAUCUUGCUCAGAUCUCAAUUGAAAUGACCGACGCGAAUAACCAGAUCAAUGACGUACUUUCCAAGUUGACUGCAUUAGGUACUGUACUGAUCCCGAUGAACCUUGUGACCGGCUUAUGGGGAAUGAACGUUCAUGUACCUGGCCAGGAUAUCGAGACUGGUUAUGCUUGGUUCGGCGGUAUUGUUGCUGUACUGUCUGCGUUCGCCGUGGUCGCUGGUUGGUUAACGUACAAGCUCAUGGUUGCACGAUAGACUAUCGUAUCUUAUAUCUCACAUUUCCCACACUCUGAUAUCAUAUUCACUGUAUUUGAAUCACGCAUACUAUAUUGUUCACUAAAAAUGCCACAGAAUGACUCAUACACCUAAUCACAUAACCGAAUAAAAGAAUAAGAAUACUCCUAGUAUUACACGCAAUUGGAAAGGAAAGAAGCAUAGAAUCAGCAAUCGAAGCAAUUAUAUAUUCAGAAAGAGAGCAAAGCAUACGACGAAUCAACGUCUCGAAGGUGAACUAGGAUCAGAAUCGGCCCAACGAGGAUCAACAUCGUGGUAUGGUUCCCGAGGGGCAUAGGUGGCUUUCAUAGGACGAACGGGUACAGAUCGAGACGAAGAGGGCAAUUCUUCCAGUCUGGGAGGAAUUGAAACGCUCGUAGGCAUCAGCGGCACAGAACGAGGAGGAUAUGGUUGCUGAUGUCCCGGCGGUGGUCCAACUGGAUGGCGAGGUGGCGGGGCAGGAGGUGGGGGAGAUCGUACAUCGACGGGAUUUGGAGAGAGCAUCAUGGCAAGUGAGGGAGAGAGGCCUUGAUUUGAUCGGCCAGGCUGUGACGAUAGUGAAUUCGAGUGUUGUCGUCGUUUUGGCG